Messenger RNA from Herpailurus yagouaroundi (jaguarundi), 2853 nucleotides. Its product is annotated as protocadherin gamma-A8-like. The record is from RefSeq and is a predicted model, not a curated record. The annotation marks the transcript as partial. Lineage: Eukaryota; Metazoa; Chordata; Mammalia; Carnivora; Felidae. Gene Ontology annotation, molecular function: calcium ion binding. Gene Ontology annotation, cellular component: plasma membrane. Gene Ontology annotation, biological process: homophilic cell-cell adhesion. The transcript has a single exon.
CAUGACCGAGACUCCGGGAAGAAUGGUCAAGUUGUCUGUUAUGCACCUCAUAAUCUACCUUUUCAAUUAGAAAAAUCAAUAGAUAAUUAUUAUAGAUUGGUGACAUGGAACUAUCUGGACCGAGAAAAGAUCCCUAUGUACAACAUCACAGUGACGGCCUCAGAUCUAGGAACCCCUUCUCUAUCUACUGAAAUUCAUAUCACCCUGUAUGUGGCAGAUACCAAUGACAAUCCACCCACUUUCCCUCAUGCCUCCUACUCAGCGUAUAUCCCAGAGAACAACCCCAGAGGUGCCUCCAUCUUCACCGUGAUGGCCCACGACCCUGACAGUGGCAACAAUGCCCAGGUCACUUACUCUGUGACUGAGGACAUCAUCAUGGGGUCACCUGUCUCCUCCUAUGUCUCCAUCAACUCAGACACAGGCAUCCUAUAUGCACUGUGCUCCUUCGACUAUGAGCACUUACGAGACUUGCAGCUACUGGUGACUGCCAGAGACAGCGGAGACCCUCCACUCAGCAGCAACGUGUCUCUGAGCAUAUUUGUGUUGGACCAGAAUGACAACGUGCCAGAGAUCCUGUACCCCACCCUCCCUAUGGACGGUUCCACAGGUGUGGAGCUGGCGCCCCGAUCGGCAGAGCGUGGCUACCUGGUGACCAAGGUGGUGGCGGUGGAUAGAGACUCUGGCCAGAAUGCCUGGCUGUCCUACCGCCUGCUCAAGGCCAGUGAGCCAGGACUUUUCACGGUGGGGCUGCACACGGGCGAGGUGCGCACAGCACGGGCCCUGCAGGACAGAGAUGCGCUCAAGCAGAGCCUGGUGGUGGCGGUGCAGGACCAUGGCCAGCCCCCUCUCUCGGCCACCGUCACGCUCACCGUGGUGGUGGCCGACAGCAUUCCAGCUGUCCUGGCCGACCUGGGUAGCGUCAGGACCUCUGCUAACUCAGACGAUUCUGACCUCACGCUGUACCUGGUGGUGGCAGUGGCCGCAGUCUCCUGUGUCUUCCUUGCCUUUGUGAUUGUGCUGCUGGCUCUCAGGCUGAGGCGCUGGCACUCGACGCGCCUGCUUCAGGCUUCAGGAGGCGGGCUGGUGGGCGUGCCCGCCUCGCACUUUGUGGGCGUGGACGGGGUGCAGGCUUUCCUGGAGAAGUAUUCCCACGAGGUCUCCCUCACCGCCGACUCGCAGGCGAAUCACGAGAUUUUCCCGCAUCCCAACUACGUGGACACACUUAUCAGUCUGGAGAGUUGUGAGAAAAAUGAUCCCUUAUUAACAUCCAUAGAUUUUCAUGAAUGUAAGGAUGAAGCUGCUUCUAUUCAGGUGAGUUCAGUUCUGUGUACGUUUUAAUUCUCAGGGAAAUUAUAUUUUUUAUAAAUUUAUGUUUUCGGACAUACAUUGCGGAGACAGUUCAAAAUAUUUUGAAAAAGUGUACCACAAAGUUUUUGGUUUGUUUUAGUGGUGAUACUAUAAAAUUGAGCUCUAAUCACGAUAGUUGGUUUCAUUUGCUCUCCAAAGGCUCGGACAAGAUUGUUUAAACAUUGAUUCUCAACCUUUUAACAUCUUCCAUAUAUGGGGCACCUGGCCGGCUCAAUUGGCAAAGCACGUGACUCUUGAUCUCAGGGUAGUGAGUUGGAGCCCCACUUUACAUGUAGAGAUUACUUCAAAAAUUUUUAAAAAUAAAAUCCUUUAUAUGUUACUAUAAUUACCACUUAUCACUCAUUCACUUAAGAAGUAGUUACCCAACCACAUAUGGUAAGUUUGUUGUAUAAAUAGGGGAUAUAUAACUGAGACUUUUAAAUCCUUGUAUUAGCUUGGUAAAAGUAAAAUACAUUUCAGAAUUUUAGAAAUCUGUUUAGGAUUUGGAUCUUGAAGGUCUUGAAGUUUUCUAGGUCUUUGAGGAUUUCUUCAUUUUAAACCUCUUUUAUAAGCCUUGUGCUUGCAUCAGUACCCUUCAAAAUUUUAAUACUUAUUAUAUUUUAAAACAUAAAUACAUUUGAAAGGAUGGAUUUUGGUGGUAGGUGAGACUGGUUCCUUUAUGUGUCAUUGGUCUCCAAGAGCUCAUACUAAAGAAGACGUAGAAUCUAAAGCCUGAAAUGUCCAUCAACCCCCCCCCAUAAAAACAACAAAAUCAUACUUUAAAUAAAAUGUCAUUUUGUAGCAUAAAGAAGAACAUGUUUUCACUGAGUUCCAAUGAGCUGUUUUGAUUGGACAGCCAUGUGAAAUGUUCUCAUGGUGAGAGAGUUUGAGAAUGUAGUUUAAAAAAAAAGUAGUUUCAUGUAAACAGAUUCUAAACAAGCUCAUCAAUUCAACUAAAAAUGAUUCCAUCUAGAUUUUAUGUCUUCUGUAUUCCUUGUUAUAGCAUUUUAACAGUGCUUACCAUUUAUUUGUCAUCACAUGAGAGUGGAAAACACAAUAAAUCAUUUGUUAGUUAUAAAAAGGGCAUGUCUGAAGGAUUGUGUAGGGUUCCCUCCUAUUUUGCACAUCCUGUGCGUGGGAGUUAAUUUCGUAUUUUCUGUAGUGUUUGGGUGCACAGUCAUUUGAAGGAACAACUGUAUUAUUGACAUUUUGCAAUUUUUAAGUGUUUUGAAACUUGCCCUGAUAGAAAAUAAAAUCCUUACUCUUGUUCAAAAGAUUCACUGAUUGUUCAAAAAUUUCAACAAAUGGAAUAAAAUAAUUAGAACAAAUGACAUUUAUCCAGGAAAUUUAUGCAAAUAAACUUACCAGAAGCUCAAUUCCAAAGUCAUUGCUUCAGUAUUACAUAGAUACAUAGAUCAGAAAGUCAGGUGGUCUGCUGAAGUAUCCCUUUGUGACUUUAUAUUGAAGAAUAAACAUUUCCCUAGUGACUUUUAAGAAUGAAUUCAU